AUGGUGGCUUAUACCGAUGAUGCAUAUACACUUGUUAGUAAUCAUCCUCUUUUUAUCGCCGGCUCACAAUCUAAAUGUCCUGCCUUGGUCGAACAUCCCUAUAAUAUUUGCUUACGUAGUCAAAUGUACAGUAAGUAUGGAUUUUUCAGAGUGCGACUACUAACUUUCUUACUCUAUGGUUGUUUCCUUGGUCUUUUGACAACUAUUAUUCUUUUGGGUAAACAACCUGAAUAUUUUUUUGCAAAAACAAAUCGAAAUAUGACAAAUGAUCUCGAUACAUGCGCAAUCGUAUCAAAAAAUCUAACAGCUGCCAAUGAUCCUGAAGCAUUACAAACAACGAGUUAUAAGAGAGUGAAAAAAAGUUAUUACGCUUUUCUUAUAACAUUGGCUUUUAAAAAUAUCAUUCUCAUAGUUACACUCUUUCCCAGAAUCACUCGAAUAGCUAGUUCUCUGCCAGAAAUUUGUGCACUCGUUCUCUCAUUUGUUUACGUUUAUGACUGGACGGAUUGGCAAAGUCCCGUUAUUAUUCGUUGCCCAAUUCAAUAUCAAAUUGGUGCUCUGGGUUUACUAGUAGCAUGGAUCAAUCUUCUAGGAUAUGUCAAACGUACAUCAUAUUUGAACAUCGGAAUCUUUGUUGCUAUGCUUCAAUUGAUUGCCUUCAAAUUUCUUAAAUUUAUUCCAGUUUUACUUGUUAUUAUCUGCGGUUUCGGCUUCACUUAUUGGAUGCUUAUACAAAAUCAACAACCAUUUCAAACACCUAUAGAAGCAUUGCUACGCACUGGUUUUCUUGUGUUUGACAUAGGCUACGAAGAUCGUUUGUAUGGUACUGAACCGUAUUAUUAUCCACUUCUUUAUCUCAUUCUUAUUCUCACUGCCAUUGUCUUCUGCAUUUUUAUUCUCAACUUACUCAUAAGUUUGGCUGUUGGAGAACUUCCUUCAUUAACUGAUCGUGGAACAUUAUGGCAAUCACAAAUGCUUUAUCUUCUUCUUUCUGAUUAUAGUAUUGUCAUGAUUCAAUUUACACGCUUAUUAAAUUGUAUAUCUUGUGGCAGACUUCGACGUAUUAUACGCAAGAAAUUGCAAAAUGGUAAAUCGCAUCGUGAACCAAUUGUUAUUAUCGAAGCAGAUCACAAACAUAAUCAAUACAAAAAAUUAUGGCAAUAUGCAAAAGAAAACAUUUUCGGCGAAAAAAUUCAUAAUGAUGUUACACAAAAAAAUACUUCGACAAGUGUCAAAUAG
Messenger RNA from Adineta steineri, 1239 nucleotides. Lineage: Eukaryota; Metazoa; Rotifera; Eurotatoria; Adinetida; Adinetidae. The record is from the annotation of a GenBank genome assembly.